Molecule: messenger RNA, 423 nt
Organism: Colletotrichum godetiae
Lineage: Eukaryota; Fungi; Ascomycota; Sordariomycetes; Glomerellales; Glomerellaceae
Exons: 1
Coding region: 1-423 (140 amino acids)
Source: RefSeq, a predicted model, not a curated record
AUGUUCGCCAACACCCUCACUCUCUGCAUUUCUCUUAUUCCAUUGGCUGCAAACCUCGUAGCUGGAGAAGCUGCGUUCUACGGAACAAUCCCAGACAGCGAGGUCCAAACCCUGUCCUCGACCAAAGUACCCGCAGCUUCGUGGACCACCUCCUUCAUCGCUCCUCGGUCCACAAGCAAGCCCACCGGUCCUUCUCUUGACAACCCAGUCUGGUACGCCCAAGAGACUUUCGAUGAUACGCCUGCCUUUGACAAGCGAAUCAACGCCGCCAGGAAUCAGCAGUCGAGAAUCUGCAACAAGGAAGCCGACUUCAACCCCCACCCGCCCAUCCACUCCGACAAGCAACUCAAGGGCGCAGACUACUUUUGCAACAACUACGCCGGCUUCAUGGAGUCUGCCAUGAAGUCUCUUCGCGUCGAGUGA